Aspergillus costaricaensis CBS 115574 is the source of this 1482-nucleotide messenger RNA. Its product is annotated as WKF domain-containing protein. The record is from RefSeq and is a predicted model, not a curated record. Bases 162 to 1457 code for a protein of 431 amino acids. The transcript has a single exon. Lineage: Eukaryota; Fungi; Ascomycota; Eurotiomycetes; Eurotiales; Aspergillaceae.
UUUUUCUCCACCACUGAAACACGAUUACUUCUUCCGUUGUACUCCCACUGUUAUUAUAUUUGGGACAACGCGACUCAUAUAUACACAAUUUUGUCUAAUAUUGUCUAUUGCCCGGUCCGCGAAAUCGAACGAUUCUUACUACGAUACCGUCGCAUCGCUCAAUGUCGAGCAGCCCCCAAGAAUCUCCACAACAGCACAAAGAACAACAACAACAUAUUCCGGCUUGGAAGAAGAUGGGUCUGAAACUCAAGAACGCUAAGGAUACGGUGGAGGGGGCGGAAAAGAAAAAGGGAGAUGUGGAAACAGAUUUUGAGAAGAAGCAGGAUCGCAAGAAGAGCAAGAAGAGACGGCUUGAGAAUGAUGAUGAUGAGGAGGGCAAAGAGGUGAAGGAGGAGGAUGCCGAGAAGAAGAGAAAGAAGAAGAAGAAGAGUGUGUCGUUUUCGGAGGACGCGAAGAAAUUGGAUGGUGAUGCGGACGAUCAGAAGGAGGAGCAGGAACAGGCUCAAGAGAAGGAUACAAUGCAGGUUGAUGCUGAGGGUAAUGGUGAUGAUGAUACCGAGGAUAAGGCUGAUGAUGAAGGCGAGGGAAAGAAAAAGAAGAAGGAAAAGAAGAAGAAGAACAAGAAGCAGGACGGUUCGAAUGAUGCUUCAUCCACCACGACACCGAGAAUCCACGAAACGCCUAUCCUUUCCUACCUGAGUCUGUACCACAAGCAUCGGUCGGCGUGGAAGUUCCAGAAGAAUCGCGAGACGCAUCUCUUCAAGCAUGUUUUGUCGCUGGAGCAGGUCCCGACACUGUACAAUGCGGCUUUGCUUGCCUAUUUGCAGGGGUUGAAGAGCGAAGGUGCGAAGUUGCGGUUGCGACAGAUUGCCGAGGAGGUCAUCAAGGCGGAGGUUGAUGCUGAGGAGGAUCAACCUAGUAGUGCUCCUGCAGAGACGGAGGAGUCGAAGGAGGGCUCUUCUUCUGAGGCCAACGAGAGCACCGCGGCGACGGAUAAGGCCAGUUACGACAAGGCUGUUGGUGUCUUCCGGACACGCUUGGCUGCGGGUCAAGAAGAUAUCGAUUGUCAGGAUGUUACUGCGCAGCUCAAUGCGGAGACACUGAAGAAGUACGAGAAUAGGGCACGGGCUGAGCUCAUUCUGUUUGCUGUUAACGGCACGCUGUUCAAUUAUCACAAGCCCAAGCCUGCUGCGCAGAAAGGAAAGAAGGGGGCUCAGGCCCAGCCUGGCAAGAAAAAGAAGAAGAACCGUACUGCUAUCGUUGAGAUCUCGAGCAGCAGUGAGAGCGAGAGUUCUAGUGACAGUGAUAGCGACAGCGACAGUGACGAUGAGAAGAAGACCAAGGCUAAGCCUGCAGCUGCUAAAGCCUCGUCGUCUAAGGACAGCAGUGACAGUGAUAGUGACAGCAGCAGCAGUGAUAGCGACAGCGAUUCGGAUAGCUCAAGUUCGAGCGACUAGCUUUGAUGACACUUUUGGAUUGUCG